This is a messenger RNA of Guillardia theta CCMP2712, 861 nucleotides long. RefSeq lists its product as hypothetical. The coding region runs from base 1 to 861 and encodes 286 amino acids. Lineage: Eukaryota; Cryptophyceae; Pyrenomonadales; Geminigeraceae. Gene Ontology annotation, cellular component: cytoplasm; nucleus. The transcript is spliced from 13 exons. The record is from RefSeq and is a predicted model, not a curated record. Gene Ontology annotation, molecular function: protein binding.
AUGGAGAACGCGUGCAGGACGGGGAACCUCGAGGCCGUAAAGGGCCUCGUCAACGUCGACAGGAACAGGGCUCUGCGGGAGGAUGCUUCAGGGCAAACGCCGCUCCACAGGGUGGCAGCGUACAACCACAUGGAGAUACUCAACUUCCUCAUCGACUAUGUCAACGUCUGCGAUCAUACUGGCAAGACUCCGCUGCACUUCGCUGCUGAGAAGGUGAACGCAGAGAUCCAAGGGCAGCACUACCUGACGCCCCUGCACCUUGCCGCAAUACACGGACACAACUCGGUGUGCAAGGCACUCCUGGCCGCGGGCUCGAUCAUCGACUCACAGGCGGGAAAGGAUCACUCGUGCGCCCUCCACCUGGCGUCCGAAGGCGGACACACCACGACCGUGAGGUUGUUGAUAGGCGAGGGUGCAGACGUGAGCAUCCGAGACAAGCAUGGGCGGAAAGCUGUUCACGUCUGCAAGGACAGGAAGACGAGGGACGUCUUCGACUCUUUCCGGCUACGCGCGACGGCGAGUGCGAGCGAGGAGGGGGAGGAGGCUGAGCGGCAGGGCAGGUCCAUCCUGCGGCAUGCACAGUCAAGGGACCUGGGUUACAUGUCGCAUGUCCUUGUGAAGCUGAUGACGUCAUCGCCCUGCCCUGCUGCUGCACAGCUGAGGGACAGGAAUGGGAACUUGCUGCAGGACCAGGGAGGGAUGAUCAAGGCCUCAGUUGACGUGCAGGACUUGCACACGGGGCAGACGAGAGAGGCAGAGGUGGAGCCUCAUGAGGAGCUGGCGGGGCCGAUGGUCUACUUCAACGCCUCCGUCGUCGGGCAUGUCGUACGCGGUGCACGUAAGGAUAGCAAACGCCCUUGA